AUGGCUGCCUUGACGUCACCAUUUGAUGGCAUCCGCGGCGUUCCAGUCUUGACCGGCACCAGAAUAACGCCUUCCAUGCCUUCUGAGCGGAACAAAGCUCAGUCAGUUGUACCCACACUCAGGGUCGUGAUACCAAUGCUGAAGGCUUCUCUGGACCCCUUGCCAACGUGCAUUGAGACGACCUGCUGUGCUAUCCAAAAUCUGUACCACAGACCUCCUGAUGGCCGCAUACCUCAAGCGAUAGCCCAGAGAUUUACUAUGACAUUGACUGUUUCUUCUGUCCAUCGCGUUGACACCUGCGGGAGACGUGGUCAACUGCUAGCCUCAGGCUUCGAGUUACGUGCACAAUCAAGAUCUGCUUGGAAGAAUCUUCGGGCUGAGGACAUUGGGAUCAAGACAAUCCUACUGCAGACCCACCGGUACAUCCGUAACCUUCCUAUCCUCGUCAGUUUACAAGGCCGCCAAAUUGAGCAUAUGGGAUUUUUCAUUCGCGAUGACGAAAAUCCCCCUUUCUGCUGCUGGAACAACAACAGCGUUCCCACUGACAGCGCGGAUCCCUGGAUUGCAAUGCGAAAUCUCCAAUCUAAUCUUUUCCCGUCAAGCCCGUCCAAUCCUCACGUCAGAGCUUCUCACGCCUGUCCCUAUGCCAAGCCUUCCUCCCUGCUGGCAGUCCCCGCCACAGAAACAUAG
Colletotrichum lupini is the source of this 690-nucleotide messenger RNA. RefSeq lists its product as uncharacterized. The transcript is spliced from 9 exons. NCBI's taxonomy places the organism in Eukaryota, Fungi, Ascomycota, Sordariomycetes, Glomerellales, Glomerellaceae. The coding region runs from base 1 to 690 and encodes 229 amino acids. The record is from RefSeq and is a predicted model, not a curated record.